GGGGAAACCACCAAAAGAACACAAACAAUCUCUCUCUCUCUCUCUCUACAAAACAUCUGAAACAAGGGGAAACCAGAAGAACCCAGAAGAGGGCAGAUGGCUGUCAUGAAGAAGAAGAAGAAGACAUCACUAUCACUGAUGAGAUCUCUGUUUCUCGGCUGUUACAAGACUAAGAAUCGACUGGAAGAAGGGGAAGGAGGGGUCGAGGUGAUGAUGAAGAGGAGUCCAAUACUGGCAUUUCAGAGGCUGUCUUUGUCGGACAUAAGCGAUCCGAGCUCUCCAAUGUCAGUGGUGGACGAUCUCUCCAACUCUUUCACUUGUCAGAAGCUUCAUGUGUUCACGUUGUCGGAACUCAGAGUGAUUACGCAUGGUUUCUCGAGGAGUAAUAUGUUGGGUGAAGGAGGGUUUGGUCCGGUUUACAAAGGGUUUGUUGACGAUAAGCUUAAACCGGGUUUGGAUGCCCAACCGGUAGCGGUUAAGGCACUCGAUCUUCAUGGUCACCAAGGCCACAGAGAAUGGCUGGCAGAGAUAAUAUUUUUGGGACAGUUGAGACAUGAGCAUCUUGUGAAGCUGAUUGGGUUUUGUUGCGAGGAAGACCAAAGACUUCUCGUCUAUGAGUACAUGCCAAGAGGCAGCUUGGAAAAUCAACUCUUUAGAAGAUAUAGCGUGACAUUGCCAUGGCCGACGAGGAUGAAGAUAGCACUUGGAGCAGCAAAAGGCUUAGCCUUUCUCCACGAAGCAGAAAAGCCUGUGAUCUAUAGAGAUUUCAAGACAUCCAAUGUUUUGUUAGACUCGAGUUACAACGCAAAGUUAUCCGAUUUCGGGCUGGCUAAAGAUGGUCCUGAAGGCGAAGAUACACAUGUCACGACUCGGGUCAUGGGAACGCAAGGUUACGCCGCCCCGGAAUAUAUUAUGACCGGACACUUGACAACCAUGAGCGAUGUGUACAGCUUUGGAGUAGUCCUCUUGGAACUGAUAACCGGAAAACGGUCUAUGGACAAUAACCGGGCAUUGAGGGAGCAGAGCCUUGUGGAAUGGGCUCGGCCCAUGUUAAGGGACCCGAGAAAGCUAGAACGGAUAAUAGACCCGAGACUGGAGGGUCAGUACCAGGCCAAGCCGGUCCAAGUAGUGGCCGCCUUGGCCCAUAAGUGUCUAGGCCACCAACCCAAGUUUAGGCCCCACAUGGGUGAGGUGGUUCGGAUCUUGCAAUCUAUGAAGGAAGAUGAUACAAAGACGGAGGAGGCUAACACCGAAGACACAAAAAUGAAGUUUGUGGACAAUGAAAAGUUUCGACCUUCUCGCAAACGCCAAAAGCGCGUGAAUGUAAAUUAUUCGGAUUCUAUACUUUACAAGGAGUCGAAAGAGAGGCAAAACAAGGUAAUCUAAUAGUAAAAAACCCGAGCUUUUUUUUACAUUAACGGUGGUUCUAAGGUUAUUCCUCCAUACAAGUUUUGGAUGGAAUGGUUAUAUUGUUAUAUAUUUUAGAGUAAACUAUGGGGUGAAAUAAUCUCUCAUAGAUUAUGUAUCACGAAUAUAAUGAAAAAGUUAUGUAUUCGUAAAUGAAAUAAUAUAGAUCGA
Messenger RNA from Tarenaya hassleriana, 1578 nucleotides. Its product is annotated as serine/threonine-protein kinase At5g01020. NCBI's taxonomy places the organism in Eukaryota, Viridiplantae, Streptophyta, Magnoliopsida, Brassicales, Cleomaceae. Gene Ontology annotation, biological process: protein phosphorylation. The transcript is spliced from 5 exons. Gene Ontology annotation, molecular function: protein kinase activity; ATP binding. The coding region runs from base 97 to 1386 and encodes 429 amino acids. The record is from RefSeq and is a predicted model, not a curated record.